Molecule: messenger RNA, 1146 nt
Organism: Pseudo-nitzschia multistriata
Lineage: Eukaryota; Bacillariophyta; Bacillariophyceae; Bacillariales; Bacillariaceae
Source: the annotation of a GenBank genome assembly
GCUUCAAGAAGCAAACACACUUUGCUUCACGAAGAUCGGAGUUGGAUUAUCGCUUCCCUGACGCUUGGGGAUAAAGACAUCAAAAAAAUGUUCAAUUGAACGAAGUAAAUGUGGAUUAAAGCAUUCGAUAACUUAAAUAGUGACAUUACGAAAAAAAAUGCCUGAACAUUAAGUACAACGCACACUGACUUGUUGCAAAACGACUUCACAAUUUUAGACGACGACGUCAAUUAUUUUAGUAGCUGACCGAAAAGCAGAACCCUGACCAAAACACAAACCACAAAUCAACUUCAGCGACACCAUAAAGCACUGCUUCAGUCGUUUCAAUUCCAGCCAUGGCAAUAAGUAAGAACACGCCGAAACAAAACAACAUGCUGUUCAUGUUAGCAUCUUUAGCAUGCAAUGGCCAAAACAAGGCUCGCGAUUCAAUUCCCGCCGCUGUUGCUGUUUCGGAUGCAUCAGACGACGAUCGCAGUGUCACAGCUCUUCCUCAAGUUAAGGAGGUCGUUGUUGCUCGACGUCGAAGAAGACCUAUCAAGAAAAGAAUACCGGGCAAUGAUUAUCAAUGCUCGCCAUUGAAUUCGCCGCCGGGUUCUAGUUUGGCCAUUCCGAAGAAGUCAUUGCUUGAAUCUAGCAUCAAGAUUCUUCGCUGUCCGCGCAAGACGAACAAGAUUGAGUCAAUUUCGCUUACCACUUAUAAUAAAAAGAAGGCAGCAUCUGUUCAUAACCAACGGCAGAAGAAGACCAGGUGUUGUAUCAGGACAUCUGUUGGCAGCGGCACCCUCGCACUGGCACACGACGAUGAAAAAUUGAAACAGGUUCAUUCACCCCUUGAUUUGCCAUCCUUUCUUCCCUGCCCGGCCAUAGCGCUAAGAAACGUUGAGUCAAUAAGCCUGAAUCUUGGUUGAGAGUCGCAGCCGUCGAUUGGUUGGCAUGCAAGUUUUUAUUUUGUACACUAUACACACAAUCACACUAUGGAACCGAUUUUAAUUGGAUUCAUUACAACUGAUGGAUGGCGAAGGGCAGUAGUCAAUCAUCAGUAUCACACAUAGACAGGGCAAGCCCAAUCUUCGAAGGGAUCACUUUUGUUCAUAUAUACGACUAGUUUUUUUUGGAUAUUUUGAUACAUAAAACACAGUUUUCAAA